Messenger RNA from Ctenocephalides felis (cat flea), 2002 nucleotides. RefSeq names its product phospholipase D3-like. The record is from RefSeq and is a predicted model, not a curated record. The transcript has 11 exons. Gene Ontology annotation, molecular function: catalytic activity. The coding region runs from base 154 to 1779 and encodes 541 amino acids. NCBI's taxonomy places the organism in Eukaryota, Metazoa, Arthropoda, Insecta, Siphonaptera, Pulicidae.
GUGUUGUGCGUGCUGUCAAAAAGUUCAAUGGUGUAGCGUGAUAAUAACGAUGUCCUUAGCUUUUAAGUCUUCUUUCCAUAUAUUAUGAUCUGUUAUAUAUUUAAUUAAUUGUAUUGUAUUUUUAACUGUAUUUCGACAAUAGUAAUUUAUUUAAUGAAAAUGAACUACGAAGCAGAUUUAGCUUGCAAUGAAGCUCGAAGAAAUUCUUUCAAAAAAAACAGAGAACGUCGAAAGUUAGAUAUUCAAAAUUCUGCCGAUUCGAAGGGUAUUGUAGAAAAUGAAAUUUCUUCAUUUAGUCCAAUAAGUGCAGAUGACGAUUUAUGGGAAAGAACACAGAUGCUACGGCAAGAGCAAGAGGAAAGUCGUCGCACUAGGUGGAUUUGUAAGCCUUCAUGCCUCCCGAUCUCAAUAAUUUUAAUUUUAAUAGUCCUUGUUGUUUUACUACCACUACUUGACCAUUCUCCAGAUAAACUUCAUGUUGUUAAUCGAAAAAUAGUGAAAGGACCUAAGUCAUGUGAAGAUAACUGCCAAAUUCAUUUAACUGAAACUAUACCUGAGGGCUUAAUUUAUCCAGUUAACAGUAUCAUGCCUCCUUCGACCUAUGAAAGUUGGAUGAAUUUGAUCAAUGCAGCAAGUGAAACAAUUGAUAUAGCAUCAUUUUAUUGGACACUUCGUUUAAAUGAGGUACAUCAACAUGCUUCUUCCCAAAAGGGGGAAGAUAUAUUUCAAGCAUUAAAAGCUGCAGGGUCAGAGCGAAAUAUAACUUUACGUAUUGCUCAAAAUAUUCCAAAUGAUAACACUGGACCAAAUUCUGAUACUGAAACAUUGGCAUUAGAGAAUGCAGCUACUGUGAAGAGCUUAAAUUUUACAAAUAUGGUUGGAGGUGGAGUUUUACAUACAAAAUUAUGGAUUAUUGAUAAAAAACACAUCUAUUUAGGAAGUGCUAAUAUGGAUUGGCGAUCAUUAACACAAGUCAAAGAAAUGGGUAUAGUGGCUUAUGAUUGUCCAUGUUUAGCAAAUGAUAUAGCAAAGAUUUUUGAUGUUUAUUGGCUUGCUGCCGAAGCUAACUCCACUAUACCAAAAAUUUGGCCAGAAAAUCUUGCUACCGAGUUUAAUAUUGCCAAUCCUAUGCAUACCGUAGUCAAUAAUAUUUCUUAUGGAACAUAUAUUUCUAGUUCUCCACCUCCUAUGAGUACUAUGGGUCGUACAGAUGAUAUUGAUUCAAUAUUAAAUGUUAUUGCAAAUGCAAAGGAGUUUAUUUAUAUAGCAGUAAUGGAUUAUUUUCCUUUAACAAUUUACACACCCACACAAAAAUUUUGGCCCAUUAUUGAUAACGCUUUGCGGAAAGCCGCUAUUGAAAAUAAUGUGAGAGUUUUUAUGUUGAUUAGCUGGUGGAAACAUUCUCGUCCCACAGAAGAUAAUUUUUUAAGAUCCCUUGUUAAUCUUUCGGGUGUUGGUCAAGGAAACAAAACAGUUGAUAUUCAAGUGAAACGAUUUGUUGUGCCUGCUUCUCCUGAACAAAAUGAGAUACCUUUCGCUCGUGUAAACCAUAAUAAAUACAUGGUUACUGACAAUACAGCUUAUAUUGGUACUUCAAACUGGAGUGGUGAUUAUUUCAUCAAUACAGCUGGUAUUGGUUUUAUACUAGAAGAUAUUGAGAAUAAAAUUAAUGAAACAGAAAACAUUAAAGUAGCUGAGUCACUGCGAAAACAAUUGCUAGAAGUGUUUGAAAGAGAUUGGUAUUCAGUAUAUGCCAAAAAUUUAUUUAGACAAAUUUAAUGACUGUGUUUUAUUGCUUGUACUUGUACUUAACUUCUUCAGGGCAAUAGAUAUUAUUGACGAUCUUAAUUAAAUAUUAAUGCAAAUUUUAUAUGUGGACUGUACAAAUUGCUGCCUCUUUAGAAUAUUAUAUAGAAGUAUUUUCAUACACAUUUUUUCUUUCAUAUUUUUUAAAAAAAAUUAAAUAUAAAUUUUUUUGUUAAUAAAAACAAAAUGCACAAGU